AUGGAUGAUUCUGGCGAUUACCCAGACAACCGAGGAAGGAUAGGAGACCAGCCACUACUGGAGAACGAUGAGAAGAUCCUGGAGGGAAACAGAAACCAGAACUUUUUGAGGUUAAGGGCUGCUGAAACAACAAACAAUCCAUUUCUGGGAUUACGUUCCAGUUUUCGUAAACUGACUCGUAGGAUAAACCAAUCACAAAGGUCGCUGAAUUCCUCUGGAAAGCAGAAGCUGAAUCUCGUGCUGUGUGGAUGUGAUAGCACCCACAAGGUCUCAGUGUCCAGACUUUUACAGGGGAAAAAGAUAAAACACUCACGUCAGAGAGCUCUCAGUGAAGAGUGUGUGAAGAGAGAGGAGAAGAUACAUGGACGUGUGCUCAAUCUGCUGGAGCUUCCAGCUCUUACUCGGCUCUCAGAAGAGGAAGUGAAGCGUCAGACGCUCAGCUGUGUAUCUCUCUGUCAUCCUGGAGUUCACGUUUUCCUCCUCAUUGUUCCUGCUGUUCCACCUAAUAAUGACGAGAGAGCAGAAAUAGAGAAGAUCCAGAAGAUGUUUUGUUCCAGAGACCAUUUCAUGGUGCUUUUCACAACAGAGCUCGUUAUUAAUAAAAAAAUUACUGAUUUUGUUGAAUCCAACCCAGAAUUUCGGAAGUUAAUCAGUUGUUGUGAAGGUCAGUACAAAGUGAUGGGCUUAAAUGAACCUGAAAACUCAAGACAGAUCCCAGAUCUACUGGAUUAUAUAGAGAACAUGAAAACUGAACCCUAUUCACUUCAGAUGUAUGUGAACGCCCAAGAGAACAGAGUCAGACAGGAACUGGAGGAACAGCUCAAAAAAGACAUGGAAAAUAAAAUCAAAGAGCUACAAGGUCAAGGUCAGCCUGAAGGCGCUGAAGGUGGAGCAGAUGAUCUGGAGUGUUUGAGGAUUGUGUUGAUCGGGAGUACAGGAAGCGGGAAGAGUGCAACAGGAAACACUAUUCUGGGAAGAAAUGAAUUUCACAGCCGAAUGAGCCCAGAUUCAGUGACGACUGCUUGUGAAAAGAGACUUGGUGAAGUGGAUGGUCGAUCAUUAGCUGUGGUUGAUACUCCAGGACUGUUUGACACAUCACUGAAAAACGAACAAGUGGCGGAAGAAAUAAUGAGAUGCGUUUCACUGUCGUCACCUGGACCUCACGUGUUUGUCAUUGUGUUGAGUUUGGGAAAAUUCACCAAAGAGAAGGUGGACACUAUUGAUCUGAUAAAGAAGAUCUUCGGUCCAAAAGCUGCUCAGUUCAGCAUCGUACUCUUCACUAGAGGAGAUGAACUUGAGAACGAGUCCAUAGAGGAUUACGUGAAGAGAAGUAAGUCUGCACAACUCAAGAAACUAAUCAGAGAUUGUGGAAAUAGAUUCCUGGUUUUCAAUAACAGAGAAAAACACGACAAAACUCAAGUGAUUCAACUGAUAAGCAUCAUAGAAGAGGUGAAACAUGCUAAUCAGGGUCGAUAUUUCACUAACAGCAUGUUUGAGGAGGCGGAGAUAUCCAUUAAGAAGAAAACGGAGGAAAUAAUGCAAGAGAAAGAAAAAGAAAUUCAGGUCAUGAAAGAUAGGCUGCAACAACAGCAACAGAAACACGAGAAGGAUAAAAAAGACAUGAUGAGGAAACAUCAAGAUGAAGCCAGAAAACAAGCAGAAGAAUUUCACAAGUCGACAGAAAGAAAACUGCAGCAUGUUCUGGAGAUCACAGAGAUGCUUCAAGAGCAUCAAAAACACUCAAGGCACUAUGAAAAAUUGUAAAAAUGUUAAAAAGAAGAGGAAGAAAAGAGGAUAGAAAAUCAAAUAAAACAAUUCAGACUAAAGUUUUAAGAGCAUAUUUGAUGAUUAUGUAUUACAAAAUUAUAUUAGCCUAUUUGAAAUGUUUUGUUACCUGAUGCUAACUGGCUAGCUGAUGCUAACUGGGAAAUUUUUAAAUAUAAAAUUUAAACUAGUUAUACUAGAAUACAUAUGAUGGAAAAUCAAAGGAUUUGAUGCUGUUUAUUAAAUAACAGGUGCUGCCUAUCUACAGGCCCUACUGUCCUCAUAGCUGUGAUGUACAACAGUUAUG
This is a messenger RNA of Puntigrus tetrazona (Sumatra barb), 2071 nucleotides long. RefSeq names its product immune-associated nucleotide-binding protein 8-like. The record is from RefSeq and is a predicted model, not a curated record. The transcript is spliced from 5 exons. Bases 1 to 1764 code for a protein of 587 amino acids. Gene Ontology annotation, molecular function: GTP binding. Lineage: Eukaryota; Metazoa; Chordata; Actinopteri; Cypriniformes; Cyprinidae.